AUGGCUAAUGUUGGUAAAUCAUUGACUCCAAUUAAACCUGAAGACUUUAAAAGAUUAACCGAAAAAUCUGAAAAAAUUGGCGAUAUUCCUAUUGUUCAGGAGUCAUAUGAGGUACUUCCUGAAGGCGUUCGAGCUUUUGUCGCUGAGAAAGCUUUACUGAUGACCCCGAGUAAAGUAUACAUUGUUGAUGGGUCGGAGCAACAGAUUCCUGAGUUGCAAAAAGAACUAGUUGAUUCAAAAUUAUUGGUACCCUUGAAAGCUUACGACAAUAAUUGGUUGGUUCGAACAGACCCGAAGGAUGUUAUCGAUAAUAUCGAAGAAUCGACAUGGAUUGUGACUAAAGAUAGAUAUGAAACGGAGUGUCAUGUUGCUGACGGUGUAAAAUCUGAUUUUGGCCAUUGGAUGGAUCCUAAGCAGUGCAGUGAAGAGCUUGACAAAAGAUUUCCGAAUUGUAUGACUGGUCGGACACUUUAUGUUGUACCAUUCAUACUUUGUCCAUCAGAAGCUAUAAUGUCGUUGUCUGGUGUUAUGUUGACGGAUUCAGCUUUUGUUGUACUGAUGAUGUGUACUAUGACACGUGUAUCACCUUACGCCUGGCUCAAUAUUGGUGAAGAAAGUGAGCAUGUAAGAUGUAUACACUCCGUGGGAGUGCCGUUACCAACUGAAUCAAAAAUAGAGAAUAACUGGCCGUGUAACUCAGAAAAGGCAUUAAUCGUGCAUUUAAUGGAGGAAAGACAAAUUUGGUCAUUCGGUUUGUCGUUUGGUUCAAAUGCAUUGUUGCAUAAAGAGUGCUUCGGUUUGCGUUUGGUAUCGAGAGAAGCUUACAGAAAUUGCUGGCAAGCAGAGCAUAUGUCAAUUUUAGGUAUACGACCUCCAGGAUGUCGAGAGAUUUUUGUUGCCGCUGCGUUUCCUUCAGGAGCUGGUAAAAGUUGCUUAUCUAUGCUCCAGUCAUCGAUUCCUGGAUGGAGUGUACGAUGCCUCGGCUGUGAUAUAGCAUGGUUAAAAUUCGGUCUUGACGACCGUCUAUAUGCCAUUAGUCCCGAAAAUGGUAUAUUCUUGAAGGCAGUGGGUACAAAUAGUACUAAUAAUCCCAACGCAAUCGGCGCGAUUUCGAAAAAUACAAUUUUCAUAAAUGUAGCAGAAACUAGUGAUGGUGAAUAUUUUUGGGAAGGAUUAGAAAAAGAAUUGAAGAAUCCCCAAAUUGAUAUGGUCAACUGGGAAGGAAAAAAGUGGAAAAUUGGUCAAGAGGGUCGCGGAGCUCAUCCAAAUGCUCGACUUUGUGUUCCUUUUGACCAACUUCCAAACGCGCAUCCAGAAUGGGACGGAGAGCAAGGGGUACCCAUAUCGGCAAUUAUUUUUGGAACGCGCAGAUCUUCGGGAAUUCCACUUGUUUUCGAGCCGUUUUCAUGGGAACAUGGCGUUUUUAUGGCAGCAUCACUUCGUACUGAAUGUAUCAAUGAUUCAGGUGAAACCCAACCGAAGCUUCGACAUGACCCCAUGGCUAUGGGUCCAUUUUUAGGAUAUAAUCUGGGGAAAUAUAUCCAAACUUGGCUCAGCAUGGAUGAUAUCGGUCAUAAAAUACCGAAAAUUUUCUUCGUGAAUUUUUUCCGAACAGAUGCAAAUGGUAAGAAUCUUUGGCCUGGGUUUGGUGAAAAUAUCCGAAUCUUAGCCUGGAUUCUGAAGAGAAUUGACGGUGCGAAAGCACUUUCACGUACGACCGCAAUAGGCAACUUGCCCUCUCAAACCGCCAUUAACUGUCCGGGUGUAGAAAAAAAUAUGGAUGAGCUGUUUGCGAUUGAUAAAAAUUUCUGGGUGCAAGAAUGUAAAGAGACUCGGAAAUUCUUCAGUGAACAGCUUGGAUCGGAUCUUCCAGAAGCUCUGAAAAGGCAGUUAGUCGAACAAGAAAAACGAAUAGAUGAAUUAUAA
This is a messenger RNA of Thelazia callipaeda (thelaziosis nematode), 1926 nucleotides long. Lineage: Eukaryota; Metazoa; Nematoda; Chromadorea; Rhabditida; Thelaziidae. The record is from the annotation of a GenBank genome assembly.